ACAGGACCCUCCAUCUAAGACACUAUGGCUCUGACCCCAGAGUUAAGCAAAAAGACCCACCUGAAAGAGGUGGCAGGGAUCCCCCUGCAGGUUGCAACUGUAGACAACUGGAGGCAGAUCCAGAGCUUUGAGGCCAAGCCAGAUGAUCUCCUCAUCUGUACCUACCCUAAAUCAGGUACAACAUGGAUUCAGGAAAUUGUGGACAUGAUUGAACAGAAUGGGGACAUGGAGAAGUGCCGGCGAACCAUCAUUCAACACCGCCAUCCUUUCAUUGAGUGGGCACGGCCACCCCAGCCCUCUGGUGUGGACAAAGCCAAUGCAAUGCCUGCUCCAAGGAUACUAAGGACUCACCUUCCCACUCAUUUGCUGCCACCAUCUUUCUGGGAAAACAACUGCAAGUUCCUUUAUGUAGCUCGAAAUGCCAAAGACUGUAUGGUUUCCUACUACCAUUUCCAAAGGAUGAAUCAAGUACUCCCUGAUCCUGGUACCUGGGAAGAAUAUUUUGAAACCUUCAUCAAUGGAAAAGUGGGUUGGGGAUCCUGGUUUGAGCAUGUGAAAGGAUGGUGGGAGAUGAGAGACAGGUACCAGAUUCUCUUUCUCUUCUAUGAGGACAUAAAGAGGGACCCAAAGCAUGAAAUUCAGAAGGUGAUUAAGUUCAUGGGAAAGAAUUUGGAUGAAAUGGUGCUGGAUAAAAUUGUCCAGGAGACAUCUUUUGAGAAAAUGAAAGAAAAUCCCAUGACAAACCGUUCUACAGUCCCCAAAUCUAUCCUGGACCAGUCCAUUUCCCCCUUCAUGAGAAAAGGAACAGUGGGUGAUUGGAAAAACUACUUCACUGUUGCCCAGAAUGAGAAGUUUGAUGAAAUCUAUAGGAGAAAGAUGGAAGGAACCUCCAUAAACUUCUGCAUGGAACUCUGAGCA
Castor canadensis (American beaver) is the source of this 918-nucleotide messenger RNA. RefSeq names its product sulfotransferase family 1C member 2 (gene Sult1c2). Gene Ontology annotation, molecular function: sulfotransferase activity. The record is from RefSeq and is a predicted model, not a curated record. NCBI's taxonomy places the organism in Eukaryota, Metazoa, Chordata, Mammalia, Rodentia, Castoridae.